AUGUGGCUCGACCGGCUGGCUGGAGGUCAGUCAACUGCCUCAGGUCAGUCCACGCCGCAACCAGGGAGCAGAUCAUACUCGCCUCUACCACGCAGAACAUCGAGUAACCUCAGUCCGUAUGUGACGUCGCAAAGGGCUGGUCAUUCCCCAAGGAGUUCGUCUUUGUCACUAGUAUCCAAUGAUUCGUCCACAUCGCUGCUCCCUGGAUCGCGACGCCUGAACGGUUCUUCCUUGCGACAGUCUUCUACUGUUCCGAAUUUGGCAGAUUCCCUAGAAACUUUGGAGAGGCUGCUUAGAGAUCCCUGCGAAAUCGAUGCCGAUAAUGAGAAGCGAAAAGCCAGAACAACCUCUAUCGUGGAAGCGGAUCUCGAAUUUGACUAUGACUUUGGCGGACUAUCAUUGAAGGAGCUGGCUGCGUCGCAACCUCCUGAGGAUACCAGUGCAGUAUCGCGCAAAGCACAAACAGUCGAAGAAUACCACAGGGAACGGACCAAAUUUGAGGAUAUUCAUCGUUCCAUCACUGCCUGUGACGACGUUCUCAACUCGGUCGAAAUUAAUUUGGCUGAUUUCCGAAACGACCUUGCCACCGUAUCAGCCGACAUAGAGUCCCUGCAAGAACGCUCUGCUGCACUGAACCGGCGCUUGGAGAAUCGCAAAGAGGUUGAAAAGGCACUCGGGCCGCUUGUUGAGGAGCUUAGCCUGUCACCGGAGGUCAUAUCCAAGAUCUCAACAGGUCACAUUGACGAAUCGUGGGCCAAGAUACUCUCCGAAUUGGAUAGGAGAACAGCAAUUCAUAAGAAAAAGUCUUCCUCGGGAUCACAACUAAACAAAGCCUCCGAUGAACUUGGCCCGCUCCUGGAAAAGCUCACAUUAAAGGCAAUUGAGCGUAUUCGGGACUUCCUAGUAGCUCAAAUCAAAGCUCUUCGGUCGCCACAUAUCAACGCACAAAUCAUCCAGCAGCAAAACUUCCUCCGUUUCAAGGAUUUAUUCACCUUUCUACAUAAACAUCACGCAACCCUCGCUGAUGAAAUAUCUCUCGCCUACAUGAACACAAUGCGGUGGUAUUAUCACAAUCAAUUCAGCAGAUACGAGCGGGCCUUGGCGAAGAUUAAGACCCAUAUCCUUGACAGAACAGACGCCAUAGGACAUGAGGAUACCACAAGAAUGACAGCUGUUCUUUCCAGUACACGAGCAGCUGGACCUCCUCAUGAUGCCUUUAAUCUUGGAAGGCGCAUGGAUCUUCUCAAGACGACCAACCAAGCCGCCAUGUCUUCAUAUCUUGCUGAAGAGGACACGGCAACCCACUAUCUUGAGGUGCAGUUCAGGAACUUCAACCUCGCUUUGAUCGACAAUGCAACAGCAGAGUACACAUUUCUAGCAACCUUUUUCUCACCUGCAUUGUCUUAUGCACAAAUUUCCAAAACUUUCAACUACAUUUUCGAACCAACUUUUGAGCUGGGCCAGACCUUGUCUCGAAAUCUCGUUGCAGACACUUUCGACGCACUGGGUAUCCUCCUUUGCAUUCGCCUGAACCAACACUUUGCCUUUGAACUUCAGCGUCGUAAAGUGCCUGCUGUAGACGGAUACAUCAAUGGCACAAACAUGCUUCUUUGGCCACGAUUGCAGGUAGUCAUGGAUCGACACUGCGAAUCAGUGCGAUUAUUGACCAACAACUUGCCCAGCAAACCUAAUCGAUCCGCGUCAGAUGUCGCGAAAAUGACAGCCGCACCGCAUGUCGUGACCCAGCGUUUCGGGCAGCUUUUGCAAGGGUUCCUAGCACUCAGUGCGGAUGCAGGAGAUGAUGAGCCCGUCGUUGCCAGCUUGCGCCGCUUACGUGGUGAGAUUGAGGGUUUCUUGGCCAAGCAGAGUCUGUCGUAUGGCAACGACAAGCGCAAGACCGAACGAUUUUUGUACAACAACUAUUCUCUCAUCUUGACCAUUAUCGGCGACACGACUGGCAAGUUGGCCACGGAGCAGCAGGAGCAUUUUGAGAAGCUCAAAACGGCGCAUGAGAUUGAUGCAUGA
This is a messenger RNA of Pochonia chlamydosporia 170, 2025 nucleotides long. Its product is annotated as Vps52 / Sac2 family protein. Gene Ontology annotation, molecular function: syntaxin binding. The record is from RefSeq and is a predicted model, not a curated record. The coding region runs from base 1 to 2025 and encodes 674 amino acids. NCBI's taxonomy places the organism in Eukaryota, Fungi, Ascomycota, Sordariomycetes, Hypocreales, Clavicipitaceae. The transcript has 3 exons. Gene Ontology annotation, cellular component: GARP complex. Gene Ontology annotation, biological process: retrograde transport, endosome to Golgi; endocytic recycling; Golgi to vacuole transport.